AUUUCUCUCAUUACGCGUUUGACGUUUCGCGUUUCUUCUUUCUCUGUUCUUUCCUUCCCAGACUGUCUGUUCAUCAAGUGUUCAUACUUCUUCCGGUAUACAUAUAUAAUCUAUCUUUCAGAUCGCUUUCUCUUCUUCAAUUCGAAACCCCAAGAGCCAAACAUGGCCUUCUACCACCAUCACUACCUCUUCUUCUUCGCCUUUGUCUCCAUCUCUCUCCCAAUCUCCAUCGCCCAAACGGCGGCCCCUGCACCUGUCUCCGAUGUUUGCAACGGUAUUUUCUUGUCCUACGAAUACAUCAAGGGAUCUCGCCUUCCUCCGGUUGUCUCCGACCCUUCUAAUCAGCCUUACAAGUUCGAAUCCACCCUCACCAUCCUCAACAAUGGUCUCGAGGACCUCAAAUCCUGGAACAUCUUCGUUGGUUUUCAACACAACGAGCUCCUCGUCUCUGCUUCCAAUGCCGUCUUGGCCAAUGGCACCACUCUCCCCACCCGCGUCGGCAAUGGAAUUACCUUUGCUGGAUUUCCCACCACUGAUCUCAAGACGGCUGUCGAGACCGCCGGAGAUGAAACCCAGAUGCAGGUCCAGAUUCAAUUGGUCGGUACCCAGUUUGGCGUUAAUAUUACCAACACUAUUGACGUUCCUAUGCCCUCCAACAUUUCUCUUGUCAACGAAGGCUACACCUGUCCUAAACCCACUAAUCAAGGGAAACGUAAGAUGUAUGCGUGUUGCAAUAAAGACCCAAACUUUGUAUCAAACGUCACCAAAGAAGAGUUCUUGCCCCGAAGAAGUGGUGAUCUCACAAUUACCUAUGAUGUGGUUAGUGCAUAUGACACAGAUUAUUGGGCUCAGGUCACAAUCACAAAUAACAACCCUCUUGGUCGUCUUGAUAAUUGGAAGCUGAAGUGGCAGUGGACGGGAGACGAAUUCAUUGCAGCCAUGAAGGGUGCUUAUCCAUCUGUUGUUGAUACAACAGACUGCAUUUAUGGUCGACAAGGGGUGUUCUACAAGGGUCUAGAUUUCUCCACUGUCUUGAAUUGUGAGAAAACACCGACCAUCAUUGACCUUCCUCCCACAAAGGCCAAUGAUUCAAAGGUGGGAUUGAUCCCUUUCUGUUGCCGGAAUGGAACAAUCUUGCCUGCAUCCAUGGAUCCAAGCAAGUCAGUUUCUGUUUUCCAGAUUCACGUCUAUAAAAUGCCACCAUAUCUCAACCGGACUAAACUCGUCCCACCACAAUACUGGAAUAUAAGUGGCACGCUCAACCCAGAUUAUCAGUGCGAGCCUCCCAUUCGUGUCAGUCCUAGCCUAUUUCCAGACCCAAGUGGGUUGCCAUCAAGUUCAUCAGCGAUCGCUAGCUGGCAGGUGGUCUGCAACAUUAUACAGCCCAAGGAAAAGGAACAACGUUCACCUUCAGGAUGCUGUGUUUCAUUCUCUGCAUUCAACAAUGAUUCUGUGAUCCCUUGCCCGACCUGUGCCUGUUGCCAAAGUAAUAAUCCUAGCAAUACAUGUAAUGCUACUGCACCAGCACUUCUCCUGCCAUCUGAGGCUCUUCUUGUCCCAUUUGAGAAUCGAACAAAGCUGGCUUUGGCUUGGGCAAAUUUGAAACACCUAACUGUGCCAAAUCCAUUACCCUGUGGGGAUAACUGUGGAGUGAGCAUCAAUUGGCACCUAUAUACAGACUACAGAAAUGGUUGGAGUGCAAGAAUAACACUCUUCAAUUGGGAUCAGACCAAUUUUGCUGAUUGGUUUGCCGCAGUACAGUUUGGGAAGGCAGCUCCUGGUUUUGAAGCAAUGUAUUCCUUCAAUGCAAGUAUGGUGGUGGUGGAUGGCGUUAACAACACCAUAUUUAUGCAGGGUUUUCCAGGAUUUAACUAUCUUGUAGCAGAAAAAGAGGGAGCUAACCCAAGGACUGAUCCCAGAGUACCGGGGAAACUGCAGUCAAUUAUCUCAUUUACUAAAAUGAACACCCCUGGUAUCAAUGUGGCAGGUGGAGAUGGUUUCCCUACCAAAGUCUUCUUUAACGGGGAGGAAUGUUCUCUCCCCACAGUUCUUCCAACAAGCAUCGGUCAUAAGAUGGUGGCAUCUAAGAGCAUUUUGAGUUUCCUUCUAUCUAUUGUAGCUCUCAUGUUGAUGCAGCUAUAGAUGUGGCUUCAGUGCAUGACGAAGGAUUGUUUUGUAGCCGAUGCAGAUUCUUUGAUUCUUUUGGUUAUUUGAUUGGUCAUAGCUGGAUCCAUGUUUGGCAGAAUGAGGAAGAAACCACCAAUUAGAGGUGUGUAUAGGGAGAUCUGAGAAUUUGUUGCAGCUGGUAGUUACCUUUGUAAGGUUGCAGAAACGUUCAGAUUCAGAGGGAGGACUGCGAGUUUCAACUUUCAACACAAAUCAUUUAUGUGAUGUAUUUCGUUUCCUUUUACAUGUAUAAUCAUGUCAUGUUUUAAUAGAAAAUUUAUUUACAUAAAAAACAGAUGUUAACUUCUGAUGAUCUUAUCUAGAUCUGUUAAUGUACGUUAGUUGACUGGAAUCUGGAUCACCUCCCAAAUGAGAAGAUGACCUGGUCUCGGGCUCUCAGCUUCAUGCAGUUUCGCUGAGAACAGUUACUUGCCUUCGGAAUCAAAUCUGGCCACAGCUUUCGUCAAUUAAAAAAAAGGUGUGGAAUGGGUCUUAAAACUGUUUCUUUUUUCGUUUGUGUCUCAAGUUCUUUUUAUCAGAGAGCAUUUCAAUGCGCAUUUAGAGUCCGGAUC
Molecule: messenger RNA, 2738 nt
Organism: Nelumbo nucifera (sacred lotus)
Lineage: Eukaryota; Viridiplantae; Streptophyta; Magnoliopsida; Proteales; Nelumbonaceae
Product: COBRA-like protein 7
Biological process (GO): cellulose microfibril organization
Cellular component (GO): membrane
Molecular function (GO): carbohydrate binding
Source: RefSeq, a predicted model, not a curated record